AUGGAAGACGACAAAAAAUCAGGCACACGGUAAGUUUUUCGCUUGUGGAGUUUGAUUUUAGGCACUAGCUUAGAGGAGAUAAUGGAUAUUACACUUGGUCUAGGAAAUCUGAUUUAUCGUGAACUGGGGGUGUUAGUGUGAUUCAUAACAGCAAGACAGAUUCGUAAACAGGUUUUACAGCGGGUUUUCCGAGACCUUGAAGCCGUUUUUUCUUUGAUUUAGCUGGAUCAAAUGCUUGAUGUCAACAUUGAUAAAAAUUUAUUUUUCUUUCAGGGUAUUUAAGAAAACGAGUCCAAAUGGCAAGAUCACAACCUAUCUCGGUAAACGCGACUUUUUGGAUCGCGGGACGUCAGUUGAUCUCAUUGGUAUGUUUGUUUUUCCCCCAUUUUCUUCAAAUUUUAGGCUAAUAUCCCCAUUCCGGAAAUAUUGAAAUAUUUUUAGACGGAAUGGUCCUCAUCGACGAAGAGUAUCUAAAACAGAACAAAAAGGUCACAGUGCAGUUACUCGCAGCGUUCCGGUAUGGUCGCGAAGAUCUGGACGUGCUAGGACUAACUUUUCGAAAAGACCUCAUCAGCCAAUUCUUUCAAGUAUACCCACCGACGGAAGCGCCUAGACCAUGUACACGGCUGCAGGAACGACUGCAGAAGAAGUUGGGAUCAAACGCUUUUCCGUUUUGGUUUGAAAUUCCACCAAAUUCCGCGUCAUCAGUCACUUUGCAGGUAUGAAUAAUGUAAUAUUUUCUUUGGAUGGGUGUUUUUAUAUGAGGAAUGAUAGUGUAUGGACUUUAAAGAGUUGGAAAUGUCAAUUAAAACCCAAUGUGUGUAAAAAUUUUGUCAUUUCAGCCUGCCCCUGGGGAUACGGGAAAGCCUUGUGGCGUGGAUUACGAAUUAAAGACCAUCGUUGGAAAUGAUUCCAUGGAAAAGCCGAAGAAACAGUAAGUUUUGACAUCAUAUUAUCACAUGAAAAUUAUAAAAUGGAAAUGGGUAAAGGAUUUGGAGAUUUGGGAUGUUAUCCAUGCUAGAUUAGCAUUUUGAAAUCUCAAAAAAAUGCCCUUAAAAUAAUAUUUUCAGUAACUCUGUACGACUCGCCAUCCGUAAACUCACAUACGCACCCAUGAUCAAACGCCCUCAACCGAUGAUCGAUGUAAACAAAGAGUUCAUAAUUUCACCUGGGGUCCUUCAUCUUGAAGCGUCAUUGGACCGAGAAGUAAGUGGUUUAUUUUUGAGUUUCUGUAUUUAGAUUGAAGAGGAGUCUAUGAGAGAGAUUUUGGAAGGGGUUCGGAUAUAGCCCAGCUUGUCGUGGUCGUGAAAUUGACCGUUGUUUGAAAUAAAAAGUGAUUUUUUGACAAGAAAUAGACAAAAAUUUGAAAUUUUGGCAUAGUUAGUGGGUGAAGUGUAUACGAAGCGUUGUUAUUAUCAUUUUGGGAGGAUUUACGACUCAAAUAAUUAAUUCGAUUUUAGAUGUACUACCACGGCGAGUCGAUAUCCGUCAACGUUCACGUCCAAAACAACAGCAGCCGCACCGUGAAGAAGAUCAAAGUGUCGGUGGUCCAAGUCGCGGACAUUUGCAUUUUCACCACCGCCUCCUACACUUGCGAUGUGGACAAAGUGGAGUCCACGGAGGGCUUCCCGAUCGGCCCCGGGUCCACUUUGUCCAAGGUCUACACCCUAUGCCCAUUGCUCUCCAAAAACAAGGAUAAACGCGGAUUGGCGCUGGAUGGACAACUGAAACACGAAGAUACGAAUCUAGCAUCGUCUACCAUGAAUCCAUCCCUCUCACAGCCGGGCAGAGAAAAUCUUGGGAUAGUGGUCAUGUACAAGGUAAAAAUCAGGCUGAUGAUCGCCGGCCCUUUGGGCGGCGAACUCAGCGCUGAACUGCCCUUCACUUUGAGCCAUGCCAAACCGGCAGACGAAAUUCAGGAGCCAAAAACACCGAAACCGAUGAGUGAGAGAAGUAUUAAUGAGAACGACCCCAUUUUUGACGUGGAUUUGAUCGAAUUUGGCGAGUAAGUUGAAAAUUAAUGGAGGAUUUGGUGGGAAAUUAGUGUUGAGAGGAGCAGUAGAUACUGUAGAAUCGAUAGGAAUGAAAUUUCAAGAAAAAAUUUAGGGCCAUAAAAAGAGAUGAGCUGAUUUUUAUAUUGAUUUAGACAUUUAGUGGGUCGAUUUUUUAAUUUGAUCUACAGUGGAAGAUUGAAGCGAAAUUUGGUGGGAAAUGGGUUUAAGGUUUUGUAAUAUAGCCUGUAGAAGAAGAUAUAGUGGAUUUCGGAAUAUUAUUUUUUGGUAGAAAGAUAAUAUGGACAAUUUUUUACCUUGUUAUAGGGGAUUUUGAAGUAAAUUUUAAAAUUUUUGGUGUUUUUCAGAAGUGAUGAUGAAGCCGAUGAUGACGAUAUCGUUUUUGAAGAUUUUGCCAGACUCCGAGUGCGAGGAACCGACUCUGAAAAUCGUAAGUCACCUUUUAUUUAUCGAAAUUUGAGAUUUUUUGAGUGGUUUUUUAAAAAAAGAGCUGUAAAUAGGACUUUUUUUUAUUUGAAUACUAAUUUUUUUGGCUGAAAUUGUAAAUCAGGGUGUAUUUUAGGCAAUGACACUCCCACAAAGCCGGUCUAG
This is a messenger RNA of Bursaphelenchus xylophilus (pine wood nematode), 2603 nucleotides long. NCBI's taxonomy places the organism in Eukaryota, Metazoa, Nematoda, Chromadorea, Rhabditida, Aphelenchoididae. The record is from the annotation of a GenBank genome assembly.